Molecule: messenger RNA, 792 nt
Organism: Hemiscyllium ocellatum (epaulette shark)
Lineage: Eukaryota; Metazoa; Chordata; Chondrichthyes; Orectolobiformes; Hemiscylliidae
Product: protein AMBP-like
Exons: 8
Coding region: 133-606 (157 amino acids)
Cellular component (GO): plasma membrane; cell surface
Molecular function (GO): serine-type endopeptidase inhibitor activity
Source: RefSeq, a predicted model, not a curated record
GCUGCUGAGUCACUGAGUGAAACUGCCAAUGAUCAGAUUCAGGAAAACUUUGAUAUAAAUCAGUUUCUUGGGACAUGGUUUGCACUUGCAACUGGAUGUAAUUGUUCCUGGUUCAAUCAAUAUAAGGAAGUAAUGACAAUUCACAAGAUAGUAUUAUCAACAUCCGAGGAAUCAAAUACAUUCAUUGGCACCUUUCAUUAUGAUCGGAAUGGAACCUGCAUUCAGCAUGUGGGACGUUACAUGAUGAAAGACAUUGCAGGACACUUUGUAUUUAAUUCCACUGGAGCCUAUGUAGGAGCAGCAGACAUUCGAGUCGUCAAAGUUAACUACCAAGAAUAUGCAUUUCUCCUGAUCAACAUGUCAAAAGGAGUUAACCAUUCAAAGUCAGUGAACCUGUACGGAAGGACAAGGAAACUUACAAAGGAGACCACUGAAGAGUUCAAAGAGUUUGCGUUGAGACAAGGGAUCCCAGAGGACAUGAUCUUAUUUCUGCCUGAGAAAGGAGCAUGUGUUCCAAGGGACCCCAUCCCAGAGUCAUCAGUCAAGGAUCGCAAACGGCGAGCAUUGGACAAGAUGAGGAAGGGUCUGUCCUUGGCGACUUCGUGAGCAUAACUCAUACUGCAGGAGACGCUGAGCUUCUGGUUGUUUCCAAGAAAAUGUAGCUGGAAGUAAAAUCAAAAAGCAAUGACAGCAACGUUGGAAAUGACCAUUAAAGAGAUGAUUUUGAGUGAUCCAUCAGACACGUUGUACGGCCUGAUCCUAAAGGGUAGAGGGUGGGAGUUUACACAAAUU